This is a messenger RNA of Harmonia axyridis, 2035 nucleotides long. RefSeq names its product branched-chain-amino-acid aminotransferase, cytosolic (gene Bcat). Gene Ontology annotation, molecular function: branched-chain-amino-acid:2-oxoglutarate transaminase activity. The record is from RefSeq and is a predicted model, not a curated record. Gene Ontology annotation, biological process: L-leucine biosynthetic process; L-valine biosynthetic process. Gene Ontology annotation, cellular component: mitochondrion. Lineage: Eukaryota; Metazoa; Arthropoda; Insecta; Coleoptera; Coccinellidae. The coding region runs from base 436 to 1683 and encodes 415 amino acids. The transcript is spliced from 7 exons.
UAGCAUAUAUCUGUGCAGAAAGUAGCAACGUAGCUCUUGUCAAAAGGUCAUGAUCUUCUUAUCGGCAUCAGUGUUGAGACAUCGAAUAAUGUGUUCUAGGGCGGUUAAGCAAACUGAUAUCGUAUCACAAAAAAAUUAAUUGGGCAUCUUAGUUUGGAUUCAAACGGAGUUGCGUCAGUUGGAUUUGUUUUCAUUUUAUUCUCUUUCAAAAUAUUUCUGUUUCAUAAAUUAACAUGCCAUAAACUAGAUAGCCUAUUAUACAUGAAUUAAUUGAACUAUACACAACUUCGAGUGAACCCAUAAAACUUUGUGAAAAAUUAUUAGCUAGACGGAACGCAUUGAUCAUAAGGUGUUGAGUGCCAGUGCUUUAAUUUAUUAAGGAACUUAUAGGACAUAUCGACUUUCCAGUGAGGUGUUUUGAACAAAGACUUUUAAAUGGCUGGACUUUCAUCAAGAAGGUGUUUCUGCAGAUGGGUGUUAAGACAUCAGCAUAAAUUGAAACAAAUGGUACGGACAUGCCAUUUGAAGGUUCAGGAAGUUUAUGGAUUGGAUGAAUACAGAAAUGACGAGCCAGAUUCCCAGGAGACAUUCAGGUACAGUGAACUCACAACCAAAUUAGCAGAACCAGAUCAACUGAGGCUCAAACCAGAUGUAAGUGAAUUGAAAUUUGGACAAAUAUUUACAGACCACAUGCUCAAAAUAUUUUAUCAUGAACGAUUAGGAGGAUGGCAAAAACCAGUUAUAAUACCUUUCGAGAAUAUAUCACUCCAUCCAGCUGCCAAAGUUCUUCAUUAUGCCGUGGAGUUAUUCGAGGGAAUGAAAGCUUACAGAGGAGUAGAUGGAAAAAUAAGAUUAUUCAGACCAGACCUUAACAUGGACAGAAUGAAUUCUUCGGCCUUGAGUUCAGGUUUACCUACCUUCUAUGGAGAAGAGCUCAUUAAAUGUGUUAGGAGGUUGGUACAAGUUGAUCAGGAAUGGGUACCUCACCAAGAAGGGGCUAGUUUAUAUAUAAGACCUACGUUCAUUGGAAUAGAUGGAACCCUUGGAGUAGCACAUUCAGAAUCAGCUCUCCUCUAUACAAUUCUUUGUCCCGUUGGAUCAUACUUCGACGCCAAAGAAGAAGGGAUAUCUCUUCUUGCGGAUCCAAGGUUCACAAGAGCAUGGCCUGGAGGUUGUGGAGAUAAGAAAAUGGGAUCGAAUUAUGGUCCCACCAUCAGGGUUCAGAAGAAAGCAAUGGCAAAAGGAAGACAGCAGGUGCUUUGGUUAUAUGGUGCUGAUGAAUAUCUCACAGAAGUGGGGACAAUGAACAUUUUUGUUUUUUACGUCGACAGAAAUGGAGAUAAAGUUCUAGCUACACCACCUCUGAAUGGUUUGAUCUUACCUGGUGUUACUAGACGUUCAAUUAUGGAUUUGGCUCUACGGUACAAAGAUUUCCGUCUAGAGGAAAAAGUUCUGACAAUGGGAGAACUAAUAAAAUUGAACAAGCAAAAUAGACUGCUAGAGAUGUUUGGAAGUGGUACGGCUUGCAUAAUAAGUCCAAUAUCCUCAAUCGACUACAAAGGAGAACUAAUUCGAAUACCAACAAUGGAACACACCUACCCAGUAUUCCGAAAAUUCAGAGACGAAUUAUAUGCCAUCCAUUAUGGUCACAAAAUACACCCAUGGGCUAUUCCGAUCGAGUAAAGGAAUUUACUGAAUGAUAUCUUGCUUUUGACUGUGUUAUUUUAGAUUUGUAAAUUAUUUUUAAUUUAUGUUAUUUGUUAUAUUUAUCCAGUUAGUUAUCAGAAUUUCGAAGAGAAGUUCGAGAUGAAUCAUCAGUACUAAGAUAGUUCUUAAGUAAUUUAGAUUGUUCGUUCUCACACGAGAUUAUAGGUUUUUAUAACUUUUUAUAUGUUGUUAUGGAGUAGAACUUCAUAUUUGACUCAGGAGAAUUGUAAGAUUCUUUAUAACUUUUCGAAACUGGAGUUCGGUUAUUACCAACUUUGGUUUUUGAAUGUUUGAAUUCGAUUAAUGAAAUAUAUUCUUUAAUUUUUGA